This is a messenger RNA of Biomphalaria glabrata, 3984 nucleotides long. RefSeq lists its product as uncharacterized. Bases 1 to 3984 code for a protein of 1327 amino acids. The record is from RefSeq and is a predicted model, not a curated record. NCBI's taxonomy places the organism in Eukaryota, Metazoa, Mollusca, Gastropoda, Planorbidae. The transcript is spliced from 4 exons. Gene Ontology annotation, biological process: DNA integration. Gene Ontology annotation, molecular function: zinc ion binding; nucleic acid binding.
AUGGCCGGCUUGUUGAAUCGACAUUUUGCUAAAAUCAGCAAGCCCGAAAAGAAGUCUGCCAUGUCCAAAGCCCUCAACAAAGAGCGUAAAAGACUCGAGAGGGAGCCAGAUGAGCCAGAAAGCCAAGCAACGUGCAACGCGCCCUUCUGUCGUGCUGAGCUGGACAGAGCGAUAGCUAAGUGCAAAAACCGAAAAGCUCCGGGGCCAGACAAGGUUACCCCUGAGAUGGUAAUACACCUUGGGGGCAUUGCAAGAGAUAAACUCUUGGAUUUUAUGAAUCGAACCUGGGCAGAGUCCAGACUGCCCAGGGCCUGGAAGAGUGCUGUCAUUGUGCCAGUCCUUAAGAAGGGAAAAGACGUGACUAACGUGGAGUCCUACAGACCCAUUUCACUGACCUCAACCCUCGGCAAAGUUGCUGAGCGUAUGAUGGCCAUAGACACACUCAAGACUACUUAUAUUAAGGUAAAGAAUGACAUUUUUGCUAGACAUUUGGUUGCUACAUGUAAACAGCAGCCGGGCCAAACGGUAGAGUCCUUUAUGCUAAAGUUGCGAAGCCUGGCCCGGGACUGUGACUUUAAAGAAGUAACUGCUGAACAGCACAGAGACAUUUGCAUUAGAGACGCAUUCAUAACUGGUCUGGCAUCCAACACUAUUAGACAGCGGUUACUGGAAAAGACAUCUCUUACUCUACAAAGCGCUUUUGACGAAGCUAGAGUGUUAGAAACAGCCACAACGCAUGCUCAGGCUUACAAUUCAACGAACGAAAUCUCCUGUGGGGCAAUGAAAACACCAACUAGCUCCCAUCUAGAAACAUACAUUUCUAACGAAGACCAGGAAUUAAAUGCCAUUAAGUCGCUAUGCUACUUUUGUGGUAGGAGGAGACACUCUAGGACUGAAUGCCCUGCUCGAAAUGCAUUAUGUCAUCAGUGCGGUAAAAAGGGACACUUCCAAACUGUUUGUAAAUCAAGUAAAACAACAGCCAACAAAGCUGACAGCAAAAUAUCACUGACCAGUGUGAUAACUCCAUGUACCUUGUCAUCAACGCAUUUCUCUGGGCUUUCACAGUCUACGGCCCAAGUGAACGUCAACGGGUUGCUGUUGCAAGCUCUCAUAGACACUGGCAGCUGUGAAAGUUACAUAUCAGAAGCCAUCGUCAAGAGAAAUAAAUGGCCAGUACGUCCGUCUACAAACAGAAUAUUCAUGGCCACUACACAUCUUUCUGAAAAGACAUUGGGACAUACAUUAGCCGAUGUCCAGUACAAGGGAGAACACUACAAAAAGGUCAAACUUUCUCUACUUGCUGGAUUGUGCUCGGAUGUAAUCCUUGGUGUAGACUUUAUAAGUCUUCAUAAGAAAUUGACCAUACCGUACGGAGGAAAACGCAAUCCUCUACACAUCUGUGGUCUUAAAGCAGCACGAGUCGAAACACCGAGCCUAUUCAGUAAUCUAACUUCUGACUGCAGACCGGUGGCUACUAAGUCCCGAAAGCACUCAAUAGGUGAUAACAAAUUUAUUGAGUCCGAAGUUAGAAAACUCCUCUCGGACAAAAUCAUUGAACCUUCAAAGUCUCCCUGGAGAGCACAGGUGCUUGUGACAACAAACGAGAGACAUAAAAGAAGGAUGGUCAUUGAUUACAGUCAAACAAUAAAUCGCUUCACCUUACUGGAUGCAUACCCAAUGCCUCGAGUCGAUGAACUGGUAGAACGGAUAUCCAACUAUUCCGUUUUUAGUACUCUAGACCUCAAAAGUGCCUACCAUCAAAUACCAAUCAAGACCGAGGAAAGGCCGUUUACUGCAUUUGAGGCAUGUGGCAAACUCUACCAGUUCUGUCGCAUCCCUUUCGGUGUUACCAACGGAGUUGCAUGCUUUCAGAGAACAAUAAAUCAAAUUAUUGAGAAUGAAAAGUUGCAGGACACCUUUGCAUACGUGGACAAUGUAACGGUAUGUGGUCAUGAUCAAGAGUCGCACGAUGAGAAUAUGCAAAGAUUUCUAGAUGCUUCUAGAAAGUAUGGGAUCACAUUUAAUGAAGACAAAAGUACGAUAGCCACUGACAAAGUUUGCCUAUUGGGAUACGAAAUUUCUAAAGGCCUUCUCAAGCCAGACCCUGAAAGAUUCCAGGCUUUAAGAAACCUUUCUCCCCCUCAUGAUAUGCGCUCACAAAAACGGAUCGUGGGCAUGUUGGCGUACUACUCACAGUGGAUCCCAAAUUUUUCUAACAAAAUAAAUGUUUUGGCAAAUAACACGUCGUUCCCUCUUUCAGAAACAGUAAAGACAGCCCUUAACGAAUUAAAACAGGAGCUGGAGAAAGCUGCCAUCUUCACCAUCGACUAUACUCGACCUCUGACGGUUGAAACAGACGCUUCGGAUGUUGCAAUAGCUGCCACCCCCAACCAGGAUGGCCGCCCCGUGGCGUUCUUUUCAAGAACACUCUCUAAAAGUGAAAGGCGGCACUCAGCUAUAGAAAAAGAAGCUUAUGCCAUUGUAGAAUCUUUAAGGAAAUGGCACCACUACUUAGUAGGAAAUCGCUUUACCCUUGUCACGGAUCAACGCUCUGUGGCCUUCAUGUAUGACAAACAGAGCAAAGGGAAAAUAAAGAAUGAGAAAAUUCAAAGGUGGAGACUGGAACUGAGCUGUUUCCACUACGAUGUCUUGUAUAGACCAGGCAAACACAAUGUAGCGGCUGAUACGUUUUCUAGAAACGGGUGUGUGUCAGCUAUGAGUCGAAAUGAAUUGAAACUGCUCCAUGACUCUCUGUGUCAUCCGGGAGUAACAAGACUAUGGCAUUUAGUGCGAGCGAAAAACUUACCUUUCUCUUGUGAAGAUGUUAGGCUGGUUGUCAACCAGUGCAGAAUCUGUGCCGAAGUGAAACCAAGAUAUUUCAGUAAUUCUAAUGGAACUUUAAUUAAGGCGAUGCAGCCUUUCCAGAGACUAAGUAUGGACUUCAAAGGACCGCUCCCUUCUACAUCUCGGAACACAUACCUUCUAACCAUAGUUGACGAAUUUUCAAGAUUCCCGUUUGCCUACGCCUGUUCUGAUAUGUCAGCUUCAACAGUAAUCAGAUGUCUAGAGAAUUUAUUUGGACUAUUCGGAAUGCCUGACUAUGUACACUCUGAUAGAGGUAUCUCAUUCAUGUCAAGAGAGAUGCAGGAAUUUUUACACGAGAGAGGGGUGGCCACAAGCAGGACGACCCCUUAUAAUCCCAGAGUGAACUCUCAAGUAGAAAGGCUAAACGGGUCAUUAUGGAAAGCUAUAACUCUGGCCUUAAAAACUCAAGGACUCCCGGUUUCCAAAUGGGAGCAGGCGUUAAACCAAGCCCUGCACUCUCUUCGUUCUCUGCUGUGUACCGCUACAAACGAGACAUCUCACGAGAGAAUAUUCAAGUUCUAUCGCAGGUCCACCUUCGGCAAAUCACUCCCGACAUGGUUAGCUCAACCAGGAAAAGUGUUGUUAAAAAAGGGAGUCCGUGCAUCAAAAUAUGACGAUGGUACAAUAGCUGUGGACUUAAUUACAUGCAACCCACAGUAUGCCAUUGUAAGACUUCCUGAUGGAAGAGAAGAAACAGUGUCAUUGCGACAUUUGGCCCCAGCUCCAAGAGAGGGACAAUCAGUGGUGUAUCAAAAUAUGGAAAAUGAAGACUUUGAGCAGGAGACAAACCCUAUAACACAGAUGCAGGUGCCUACUGACCAUGUGACUAUAGAACCAAUGGCUGCUCCUAACACACAUGUACAACAAGGGGAAAAUGGACAUCAAGAAGAAGUAAAUACAGGGACUGAGUCUUCAGUUAGAGAGCCGCCGAUGUCACCAACUCCAAGCGACGGUAGUAUUGGUCCUGAUAGUACAAUACAAGAUGAUGAAUUUAGGAAAAUUGGUAUCAUGGCGUUGGAAAUUCAUCCUAAAGAUGAGUCAUGGCAAAACUUCAGAAGUUAUAUUGACCCAAAGAAAACAGCUUCUGACAAAAAAUGGUGUAACAUCUCUCCAGUAUGA